AUUCUUCAGACUGAUUUGCUUCAUUGUCCUCUAAAAAUGCUUGAUGAUAACAGCCUGGCUAACAAGACAGCACAGAAUGGAUUCUAUAUUGUUGUUUUUCCUACAAAUCCACAAACUCAGCCGAUACUUUUCACUGGAAUUCUCAUCAUCUACAUGAUAGCUAUGUUGGGAAAUUUAAUCAUCACAAUGCUGAUCACCCAGGCUCCUAAGUUACAUAAUCCUAUGUACUUUCUGAUAUGCAAUCUAUCUAUUUUAGACAUGUCUUUUAUAUCGGUUACUGUUCCAAAACUUUUGGUGAUCACAAAGACCAACAUGAAUGUUUUGUCUUUUAAUGAAUGUAUCUCGCAAAUGUACUUUUUUAUUGCAACUGCAAACAUAGAGUCUUUUAUUCUGACCUCCAUGUCUUAUGAUAGAUAUGUAGCAAUUUGUAAUCCUUUGCUCUAUCCUUUAAUUAUGAACAGAGUUUCAUGUUUCUUUUUGGCUUUAGCAUCCUGGCUCCUUGGAUUCCUCAACUCAUUACUCCUCUCAUUGCUUACAUCAAAUUUGUUAUUUUGUAAGUCAAAUGUCAUUAAUAAUUUUUUCUGUGACCUCAAGGCACUUCUAAAAUUGUCCUGUAGUGACACUACUCUCAUUCAGACUAUUAUACUUGUUGACAAUUUUAUCAUUGGUUUCUUUCCUUCUUCUCUGACCUUGGCCUCUUAUGCUUAUAUCAUUUCAAGUGUGUUAAAGAUCCAUAGCUCAGAAGGGAGACGUAAAGCUUUUUCAAACUGCAUGUCACACCUUACCACAGUUUUCCUUUAUUAUGGGACAGCACUUUGCUUGUACAUGGUUCCUAAUGCUGAAAAUUCUCAAACCAAAGACAGCACCCUUUCAUUUAUUUAUGUUGCUUUAAUUCCAAUGGUAAACCCAUUAGUUUAUAGUCUAAGAAAUAGGGAUGUUUUGGAAGCUUUGUCAAAGGUAACUGGAUGGAAUAAAAAACGUAACGUAAACCAGAAAGACUAUUUUACCUAAAUUAUAAAGUAGAUCUUUACAUUACAUUGCUACAAUGGUAGUCUAAAAUUUAUAUUGUAGAAGUAUA
Molecule: messenger RNA, 1078 nt
Organism: Rana temporaria (common frog)
Lineage: Eukaryota; Metazoa; Chordata; Amphibia; Anura; Ranidae
Product: olfactory receptor 1J2-like
Exons: 1
Coding region: 37-1011 (324 amino acids)
Biological process (GO): G protein-coupled receptor signaling pathway
Cellular component (GO): membrane
Molecular function (GO): olfactory receptor activity; G protein-coupled receptor activity
Source: RefSeq, a predicted model, not a curated record